Messenger RNA from Colletotrichum navitas, 939 nucleotides. RefSeq names its product SWIM zinc finger protein. Lineage: Eukaryota; Fungi; Ascomycota; Sordariomycetes; Glomerellales; Glomerellaceae. The coding region runs from base 1 to 939 and encodes 312 amino acids. The record is from RefSeq and is a predicted model, not a curated record. The transcript is spliced from 3 exons. Gene Ontology annotation, molecular function: zinc ion binding; ubiquitin protein ligase activity.
AUGGUGGGUCCCGGCGCUCCCAAUAGAGUGACCCGCUCCGUGUCCGGACAUCCUCAGAGGCUGCGAAGCUCCACCACAGAAGCAGCAUCGACGGCCGUGAGGAAGCCGGCGGCCUCGCUGGCCUCACCGAGCCGGAAAAGAAAAGCCAGCCUCACGGACGAUGUAUCGCAACCAGACAGCUCUGACCAGGUAAAGAAGCCAAAGACUGCUGCUGCCACCGCCAAAAAAGAGAAGCGACUGCGUCGAUACCGACCCACAGCACCCCAAAGCUUCCAUGAAGUCUAUCAUCGUGCCAUGACCCAGAGGUUUUACGUCCUUGACCGAUAUCGUUGUGGCACUACAGAGAUCCCUGAGGAGAAGGUCCAGCUGACGGGCUCUACCGGCAAUGUUUAUACUGUUCAUAUCUGCCAGACUCCGUCUUGCACCUGCCCACACUGGCUAAAGGGCCAUCAAUGCAAGCAUUGGCUCUAUGUCAUGUCGCGAGUCCUCCGCGCCAAGUACGAGCUCACGUACCAACUGGCCCUUGUUCCCGGUGAACUCAGGGACAUCUUUGCGAACGCCCCGCCCAUUGAUGCCUCGUCAGAGGGGUCCCAAGACAAGAAUCGCAAACCUGUAGAGGGCGAUUGCCCCAUCUGCUUCUCGGCGUUCGAGACCGGGAGCAACGAAACCAUUGUGUGGUGUCGCGCAGCAUGCGGUCAGAACAUGCACAAGGACUGUUUCGAGACGUGGGCUGCUACAAAACGUCGCGGUUCCGGGGCAGGUGACGUCACUUGUCCCUUCUGCCGGAGCAUCUGGCAAGGCGACGAUGAUAUGGUGAAGAGGAUCAAGGGGGGAGGCAAAAUCACCCACGAAGGCUACGUCAACGUCGCCGAUCAGCUGGGUAUCAGUACUCAGAGGGACUAUAGCACCUACUCAAGGUGGUGGAGAAGGAAUUAUUGA